Molecule: messenger RNA, 1216 nt
Organism: Corticium candelabrum
Lineage: Eukaryota; Metazoa; Porifera; Homoscleromorpha; Homosclerophorida; Plakinidae
Exons: 12
Coding region: 34-1101 (355 amino acids)
Source: RefSeq, a predicted model, not a curated record
CACAAGUAGCCCGUAUAAUAGUCUCUAUUCGUCAUGAAGGCAGCCAUUCGUUACACCAUAGCAGUGCUGUCUCUCGUCGGAAUGAUAGCCACUUGGGUGGCAAUGGCCGAAAUCGUCCAGGAUUUACAAACGACGUAUCCGAAACCUUACUUUUUGACGUACGUCGUUCACAGCGGUUACGCUUUCUUUCUGAUCACGUGGCUCGUAUGGAGGUCGUUGCCAUGUGAACGGUUCAAACGCGACGACUACUGUGGAAAAUUUGGUUGGCAUGAUUAUAUCGAAGCGACCAUCUGGUUGGCAUUUUGCUCAUUUGCGAGUGGUUACACGUGGUAUCUAUCAUUGUCUAGAACAAGUGUGUCUGGCAACACGGCUGUAUAUCAAUCUCAGUCAGCAUUUGUGUUUCUGUUGUCAGUCAUUUUCUUGAAAGAGAAGGUCACCGUGCUGAAAGUCAUAUCCGUUGUACUAAGUCUUGCCGGUGUACUCCUAAUCGCACUAUUCCCGGGUCCAAGUCACUCCAACAGAGACAUGCACCCCUCCAUAUGGGGCUACUUGCUGUGCGCAAUGGCCAUGCUUUUCUACGUCAUCUUCGAGAUCGUCUACAAGAAGAAGGCCGUACAUGCAGACGAUCCCCUGCCUUUAUGGAAUGCUGUGCGUGUAAUCGGUUUGGUGGGCAUUCAGACGUUGCUUUGUUAUUGGCCUGUUCUCCUUAUAUUGCAUGGAACCGAGUUUGAAAAAUUUGAGCUUCCUACCGGAGAUAACUUGCGGAUGCUCUGUAUCGAUGUAGCUCUCGACGGCGUCUACAAUGUGCUUCUACUCGUUUGCAUUUCAAUGUCAUCGCCACUCUUCGCAACAGUUGGUCUGCUCCUUGUCCUCCCCGUCUCUGUCGUAGCCGACUACGUCAUCCAUAAACAUUACACUCUACCUGCUAUUGCAUUCGGAGGGGUAGCUCUCAUUGCUCUUGGGUUCGUCGGUUUUUGUGCGGCCGAGUAUAUUUUGCAAAGAAAGGAGGCAGCGAGGGCGCAGUCAUGUGAGCUGGAAUCGAGUGACUCGUUUAGUAGUUCAGAGACACGACGGUUACUGUCGAGCUCAACGUCGGACUGAAUUGGUCACGUGAUGUGUUUGUAUGUAAUGUUAUUGAUUUCAAAAUUGUAUUGUAUUGUAUUAUAGAGUGAGAGGGUGGAAUAGUAGAUUGGUGUAUGACAGUGAAUCGGAUGUU